AUGAGGUUGGAGACACACCUGGUGUCCAAGGCGAUGUCGAGGCAUCAUAGCAGCUGGGAUCUAGAGGAAGCUCUGUUAACAGACGGAGGUGCUGAAGGGCGUCUAGUGCAAGAAUUAAUCGUUCGACUACUUGAGGGCUGCUUGCCCAACGAUACUCGCAAUGAUAUCUCAACAUUUAAUUAUCAGAUGUUUUUACGUCGGCUUUUUCGCAAGAAAUGCCAGGAAUACAACUGCGAAAAUCCAUUUAACACAGAUGUAGAUUUUGAACUUUUACCAUUGCGACAAAAAGUUGAAAUAUUACGCGCCCUCUGCGACUUUAGGCUUGACGCCGAGGACGUGGUAGGUGAUCGAAUUAAAUAAUCAAUUAUCUUAUGAUAUUAAUGAUUAUUAAAUUGUAUAAUUUAAUAAUUAUUUAAGGAGUGUGCGCUGAGUAACUUAGACUCUGACAGUCUGAGAGUCGAACCAUUGGGACAUGAUCGUAAGAAUUCCGCUUAUUGGUAUUUCUACGGGACCCGACUAUACAGAGAAGACUAUAUUGAAAGUACAGAAGUCGGUGGUACUAUUGCACAGCGUCAAAGGGGUCGACCGCGUGAUCGUAAACGUAAACGACGACAGUGCAGAUCGCAGGAGGAGAAGCUGGUGGAAGAAGAAGAAGAAGAGGAGAAGGAAGUUGAUGAUUAUUUAAGUAUAAAUAUCGGUGUUAAAGCACGAGAUACUGUCUGGCAAGUUAUCUGCUUCACUCAACAGGAUUGGACGAGACUCGUGGACAAAUUUCGCAACUCGGAAUACGACACUGAACGCAAGCUCUAUCAUACACUAGCUGAGGAUUUUUUACCCGAGAUACCAAAGCUUUUUGAGCUCAAGGAGAAACAGCAGAGACGUCGUCUACUUGAACGCAGUAACUCACGUGUACUUCACAGUCCAGAGCCAGUUAAACAAUUAGAAAAACCAAUAAUGGUACGUGCUAAAGUCAAAAAUAAAGUUGGGAAGAGUACGAAGAAGAGUGGACAGAGUUCUAAGGCUGGUGACAGUGAAGAUGAAGCUCCACCGCCAUUAGUAGCGCCACCGCCACCACAGAAGAAAGGACGUCAGACAAAUAAUUCACUGGCUUCUGCUGUCGGACAGAUUAUAAUUCAAACAGGCGAUGAAGUUGACAAGGUAGCUAAUAAAAAAGGUGUAGGUAGACAUGGAGUAAGUAGUUAUGUUGCCCCCGGUUAUCCUUACACGUUUGGAAUUGAAGAGGAAGAAAGGCGUGUGGGUAUGUACAAAGUACUUGAGAGUAUUAAAGAUCACGAUGAUGCGUGGCCAUUUACUGAUCCUGUCGAAGAAGAGUACGCACCUAGGUACUACAGCGUCGUACGUAAACCAAUGGAUCUCAAGACUAUGGAGGAUAAACUGGAAAAUGGAGAGUACAAAACUAUCCAUCAAUUUAAACGGGACUUUAGUUUAAUUGUAGAAAAUUGUCGACAGUACAAUGGCUCUGAAAAUGAAUACACGGAAAUGGCGAUUAAUUUAAAGGAAGCAUUUAAUAAUGCGAUUGAACGAUUUUUAGAGUCUGAACCGUCAAGCGAUGAGUGUCCUCCAAAAUCUCCACCUGUGUCUGUCUCAGCGUAUCCUUUGCGCACGAAUACGCCUGCUGCUGCGGCGUUGUCAAACUCGCGGAAGCGUUAUAAAAAAUCAAAUAAAAAAUCUAAAUCAAAUAAAACGGAUAAAAAGACGAGGAAAAGUAGAAAUCGUAAUGAUGAUGAUGAUGACGACGAUGACGAGUGCGAUUAUGAUUUUUAUGAUGAGGAUGAUGCCGGUGAAGAAGAACGAGUGUUGGAUGCAAAAAGUUCGAGAGAUAAAAGAGCAAAAAAACGAUCAAAGAGUAUGAAAGAACGCGAGGAAACGGAAGAUGACGAUGAAGAUGGUGCAAUAUCAGAAAAUACUGUGAUAAAAUCAAAAAGAAAAAAGUAUGAAGUUAGCAAAUUGUUACCGAAAAAUAAACGUUUAUCGGCCAAAGAUGAAGAUAAAGAUGUAAAGGAAGAUACACUGAAAAAAAAUAGUACCGGGACGGGUAAUAAAAAAGGGCAAAAAGAUGCAUCGAUAAAGAAUUCAAAAGAUCAUAAAGAAAAUCGGAGUAAAAAAAAGGAUAAUUUUGAGGAGUAUCAUGAACCUUUGGAUAAUGUUAAAAGUAAAAGUAAACGAAUAGAAAAGAAAAGUAAUGAAAAAAGUACUGUACAACGCAAUGAUAAAAUCAAAAAGAGUAAACAGAAAAAACAAGUUGAGGAGUUGGAAGACGAUAGGUUUUCAGAUAUUGAAGAAAAUGGUAAGCAGUUAACGACGGAGAAGAAAAAAAAUAGUAAUAGUGGUAGUAGUAAUAAUAAUAAUAGUAAUAAGGAUAAAAUUGAUCAGCGAAUUAGGCGAUCAGAUAAUGAUAAGUCCGAGGAUAAAAGUCCUGCACGAGUUAAAGAUAAAAAAUCUAAGAAAAAAAAUGAUGAACAAACAAAAAAUGGUAAAGUCAAUAAUGAUUGUGGGAAAGAUCGUAAAAAGGAAGCUUCUGAAGUAUCGUCAGUUAAAUUUGAAUCCUCGCUUAGUGACAAAGAUCUUGAAUCUUUGGACAGUUUAAAAGAUCGGAUAAGUGAGCGCAGCAGACGUGACGAAAAAUUAAAACUCGAGCGAGAGAAGCUGAAAAAGACUUCAAAAAGUAGUACUUUUGAUGGAUUCCACAAGAAAAAUGUGCCUUCUAAUGGUAAUACCUUUCACGAUAGUGAUAAGGUAAAUAAUAAGCGAACAAAAGUUAAAAAAUCUGGUAAAGAUAAGAAGAUAGAUGAGAAAAAUCAACAGGUUGAUGUUAAAAGUAGUGGUAAAGUGAAUAAAUCAAAAGGAUCGAGGGUUGAGAGCCCGGCGAUUCAAGCUUUAAAUCAAGCGACAGCGCAGACCUUGAACGACAUCAACAAAUGGUUGGACGAUGCUCCGCCGGUUGAAGAGUUCAAUUCCAAAGCUGAGUCUCCAACUUUACAACCUUCGACAAGUGAGCCAACGCGCGUUCCUUCAGCUCCUGUCUCAGGUCCCAAAAUCUCAGAUCUCGCACGAAAACGUCCGGCUACGAUGAAACUUUUUGGUACUCAUGGCCCACCGAAACCAAAAAAAAUCCAAAGAACAAUUGAUCGACUGCAACCGGGUAAGAGUAAGGGUAAUCUUUUAUUAAAGAAACCUAUUGGUAGUAAUAACAGUGGCUCUGAUGUUACAAAUAAUCAAUCUAAUUCAGACACCAAUCAGCCUAAGCGUGAAAACUCGGAUGAACCAAAAUUAAGUCUGGGUUCAGUUCUAAAGAACGCUGACUCAAUUCAAUUGAUUUGUAAAUCUUUAGUGUCUUCUCCGACUGCUAAUUUGUCUAAUGAAGACGAUGAUGAAGACCGGCCCACGUUGCUGAGCUCCACGGCGGCAUUGAAAGAAGAUAAGUCCAAAGAGUCAAUGCAAGAAGCUGUUACUCCCAAGACUCAAGUCGAAGCAGUGAAUGAUACAAAAGAAUCCGAAGAAUCUCAGAAACCUAAAUCAGCGACUCCGAAUUUGAGCGCUUGGUUCAAAGCUUUUGGUGCGCCAAAAUCUAAGAAAAAGGAGGAAGAAAUCGAGGAGGUUGUUGUACCGAAAAAAGAAGAGGUACCAGAAGUAGCUUUGCCGCAUCGACAGCGAAGACACAGCGCCGGUGGUAGUAGUGUUAGUGAAUCAGUGUCUAGCUUUUCACAAGAAUCACCGCCAGGGUUGAGUGUAAGAUCACCACAAACGCAAUCAGCAAUCACUACUCCAGGAAUUGAGCAGCCUGUUCGUGCUGGAUUUUAUCAAGAUGCUUUAUCGACUGGCAGCAGCCCUUACAAUAGUCCUUAUUAUACAACACCGCCAAGAUAUAGUGCACAAUUACCUCCUACACCAUCACCCCAAAACCAUCCACUGUCACCCGCAUAUCCUUCUUCAGCUGCUUAUGAACAGAAUCCUCUGUAUCCUCAGGCGUCUCAUCAAGUUUACCAGAAACCAGCGAGUAAUGAAAAUCCAACAGAAAAUUUCAAUUUUUAUCCGCAAAAUUCCCCUCAAAACGACGCUUAUCAGCAGCAAUUAUCAAACAGUCCAAAGCCAUCACCGGUUUAUCCCCAACCGUCACCUCAGUCUGUACCAGUAGUUUAUCAAAAUUCACCUCAAACUACGCCUCCGAAUUAUUCUCAACAUUCACCUCAACAGCCACCGACGCCAAAUUACUCUCAACCAUCACCGCAGCCGCCUGCUGCGAAUUAUUCACAACCGUCACCCCAACAGCCGACUCCACCGAGUUACUCACAACCGUCGCCUCAACAGCAGCAACAGCACUCUCCGUACUCUCACCAAACGUCACCUCAACCGCCGACAAACUAUUCACAACCGUCACCUUCUCAGCAAUCAAAUUCUUCGUACUCAGUACCGUCUCCAAAGCCGCCACCACCAAGUUACUCUCAAGUUUCUCCGCAACCUCCGAGCUAUUCACAAACGUCACCUCAACCGAUUGCCAAUUACUCUCAACCAUCGCCUCAGUCUCACAAUUUUUCACAACCAUCACCGCAGCCGCCAAAGUCUUAUACACAACAUUCGCCCCAGCCGCCACCAGCUUACUCUCAGCCGUCGCCGCAAAGUUUAAAUUACUCCCAACCAUCACCACAGACGCCGCCAAGUUACUCACAACCGUCCCCACAAACGCCGCCAAAUUAUUCUCAACCUUCUCCGCAAGCGCCUCCGAGUUACUCUCAACCAUCGCCACAAGCUCCACCGAAUUACUCUCAACCGUCGCCAAAUUAUUCGCAAUUGUCGCCACAACAACCGUCAACUACUCCUGUACCAACAACGUAUUCGGCUCAAUCUUCACCACAGCCGCCGAGAAAUUACUCCCAGCCUUCUUCACAAGUGUCACCGUGCUUGCAACCGGCUCUGAGACAGUCACAGCCAAAUUAUCCCCAGCAGUCACCAAGACAAACAGCACCAACGCAAAUUUACGCACAGUCUGAAAAAACCACCGAAGAAUAUCAAUCCUCAGCGCCACCUUCGUACCCGCAAGGAAUCAAAUCAAAUCACUUAUCUUAUACGAACUCUGGUGUCACAGCUCCAGGAAUACCUGAACCUGACAGGCGAGUAUCAGAGUAUUACAAAUCGGAAGAUAAGCUCCAGUCAGACCCACCAUUAGGAUUGAACAGCAAUCAUCAGGUAUUUCAUCAAACGAAUCAAUUUAGUCAGCUGUAUUCAAAUAACUUCCCCAUAAACGAGAGAGUAUCUUGUCCACCGACUGCCGUAGACUCUCAGAGAUCUACUACAAGGAUAAGCACUCCUCAAGAUCCUCAACAGCAGCCGCAAACUCAAGAACGAACUUAUGAAAAUACAGAAACUUUAAAAUAUACUCAGCAGCGCCAAGACCAACAGCUACUGGCAUUCCAGCAAAAUUUGCCUGGUCACGAAACUAUUUAUCAAUCAACAGCCGGUUUCCAGGCAACACCUUAUUCGAUGCCUAAUCCAGCGUGUCGACCAGUGUAUUCAAGUUCUCAUUACUACGACACUAGUUCUAAAACAAGCGGACCGGUGACCAGUGUCGCUUCAACGUUGCCGCCAGUUAAAAAGCGUAUGUACAACGAGCCAACUGGUGAUUCUGCGAGAAAUUGUAUUCCGCAAGAAUCAAGAUCAGGACAAGAGCAGUACGGGUAUGACCAAAUGAUAUCUUUGGGGACAUCUGAAGCGUCUAUAGUUUCUGGACAGUAUGACGGGACUUAUGGCUUAGCAGAUUCUGUUGCUGGUAAUCCAGCGUACGCAAGAUUGAGUCUAGGUCUCGUGGGUAGAAGUACCAAAGACCAGCAGCAGCUACUGUCAAUACCCAGGCCUUCCAGUAAAGAUUCUCUGGUAUACUCCAGGACGUCUGGUUCCGAGUAUGACUUGAACCUACUUCAAAGUAUGCAGAGUACUAAAGGAAUGACAGUAGCUUCAAUGCAACGUCGUGAAACUGCUCCAGUAUCUGCACCGGCUCCUAAGGCCAAAAAAGGAAGAAAGAAGGCGACUGCAGCUGCUGCUGCUGCGGCGGCGGCAGCAGCAGCAGCAGCAGCAGCGGCUCAACAGCAAUCGACAACUUUACCCAAUCAUUCGUCAACGAUUCCAGGAUUCCCGCAGUAUCCUGGGAACCCGGCGGAUAUCGUGGGCUUGAAAAAUAGUCCUGUGCCCCCUGGAAGUGCCUUCAACUUUACGGCACCCGUCAGUGAUGCCAACAAUGCAUCUUUCUACGAUAAAGAAGCCUCCUCUGCUGCUGCGGCUGCUUUUGCUUUUCUGGGUGAUCUACGUAGCCCCAGUAGUUACUACAAUAUUUUAAGACAACAACAACAACAACAACAACAACAACAACAACAGCAGCAACAACAACAACCACAGCCUACGACGCCAAUGAAUGAAUCGACGCAGCAAGCUAACAAAUUAAACAACCAACCGAGAAACUAUCCUCAUCCGUUUUUACACACUACCCAAAGACCUGCUGCUUAUGGACCUCCCGUGUCGCCUUACGUUAGCCCUCAUGCCCCAAAUAUCAGUGUUGAUCCAGCUGCUUAUCAACAAUACCUACAUUCCUACUACGCACUUCAACCCUCAACGCAUCCUCGCUCGUGGCUAUAG
Messenger RNA from Cotesia congregata, 6645 nucleotides. Lineage: Eukaryota; Metazoa; Arthropoda; Insecta; Hymenoptera; Braconidae. The record is from the annotation of a GenBank genome assembly.